Molecule: messenger RNA, 2672 nt
Organism: Penicillium brasilianum
Lineage: Eukaryota; Fungi; Ascomycota; Eurotiomycetes; Eurotiales; Aspergillaceae
Source: the annotation of a GenBank genome assembly
GGCAGAAGAGAACAGGAAGUUGUUGAAAUUAGAAAAGACAUGGAUUAAUGAAGCUUGUUGCGGGCCGCUCUAACCCCUUCGGGGAAUGCGGGAGCUCCGUAUUUACUUCGUUGCAGUGGAAUUAUUUCAUGUACUCAAUCUAUAUCAACCAACAAAGGUAUUGAAGGAGGGUUUUUUUUCUGAUUUCUGCGGGAGAGCCGCCUUUCUCUUCUCACUCCGUCGUCAUGGCCUCUCCCCGCAAGAGCGACCGAGCUGCACUCGCGCGUCACCACCAUCCGCAGUCGCCCUUUGCUCGCGCGCGAGAGCCCAGUUACGAAUUCGACCUCGAUGACUCGCAUUUUCCUACACCCUCAAAACAGAACGGGACGCGUCAAAGACCCAGCUUCCGCACGGGAACGCUCUCCGGCGCGUAUCGAGCUACUUCGCGUACGAGUAUGUCCGACGACGGCGCCGGACUCGGGUUGACCACCAGCCCCCGACAAACCCAAGACUUCAUUAGUGCGCGUUCGCCCUCGUCGGAUAUGUCAAACCCACCGGAAGAACGCGCCGAUAUAUACAGGAGGAUCGAGCAUGAUGGAACGCUAGCAGACUUCGUGCCGCUGGACGAUUGGGAUGCUCCACUCGAUACGCGCCCAGCAAGUCGGUUGAGUCGCUCGUCGCCUCGAGUGAGAGAUCGAGAGUUCGAAGGGCGCGCAUUCUCGGAGGCGAGCUUUGCCAAUGAAACCUCGCCACGCAGGAGGGCUACCGAUUAUGCCAGAGACGAACAGCGACUUCGACGUGUGACCGGCAAGGAUUCGCCAAUUUUCAGCAAAGCCAAGGUCGGGAGUCGAGCUGCCCUCACGGCGGACAACUUGCAGAGGAGGGAGGAAGAAGAGCAGGUCCAUGUAUCGGAAGAGGAUGAUGGGGAGGUUGGCCCAUCGUUGAACUUGCCGCGGACCUGGGGGAGUCGAGGUGGACGCGGCUCUGAAUGGCUCAGGAACGUCAGUGAGAGCACUUCAUCGGAGCGACAAGAGAGGAGAGAAGAACAACUGCCACCGGAUAAUUCUUCGAAUACACGACUCAGAGCAGAAGAAAAUCUCUCCCGGGAAUAUUCUGGCCGCUCGUCCUCAGGGGCUUUUGAACGAGGCAAUCUUCCGGCCCGGAGCGCUCUGGGGGAACGUACCGCCAAUCUUCAUACUCAGGAAGCACCACAGGAUAAGAAGGCCGAGGUGCAUAGUCAUGACCGGAAUGCACCACAGAGUGAAGGAAUCCACGUACCAAACACGCCCAUCGUCGUCUUUAAAAAUUCCGGCUUGAACAGGCCAAGUGCUUUGAAACGAGACUCGCAAUAUUUGCUCCGCAAGCUUGCACGAACCGAAAGCCCGAAGCUUGAACAAAUGCAAACACCUGAUCAACCGAAGCUUUUUGAAACGAGAAUUUACGACAAGACACCCAGAGUGACCGGGGCCUGGAUUGACACGCCAAUGACUGAACGGGUGAAGGAGAUUCCUCAAGAUUUGACCAAAGAUAUUGUCCUACCAUCGGUCCCUGCAAAGGAACCCGAAGCUCCUGUGCAGGUAUCCGAAGCUCCUCGACAGGAGCAGAAGCCCUCAGUGGUUGUCCAACCACCCGUUACAGAAGUAAAGCCUGAGCCAAGGGCUUCGGAAGAGCCCGUUACUGAAACCCAACCCGCCAAACGGAACAGAGCGUCCGUGAUCCGACCCAAGCUACCCAAGAGUGGCCUUCAAACGGUUAUCGAGGACGUGAGCUCCGGUAAAGAGACUCUAGACCUGGGAGAUGACACGAUUGAAUCACUCCAAGCAAUCAUGGACGACCAAACUGAGCUCAAGACCGAGCAAGAGGAAGAAGCUGCCUACGAACAAGAGGUGCUCAAGAGACUUGAGCUGGCGAAUGCAAAUGGGCAAGAUUCAGUUGAUAUUGAUCGUCUGAACGAUAAACUUCAUUCACUCGUGAGGAACAUCAAUGAAGUAAAGAAGGGUCUGAAUAGUCUGGAAGAGCACGUUAUCCGAGAUGCCGCUAUUGUGUCAAACCCAUCCUCUCCCAAGAAAGCUGGCGCGCAAACACUACGGUCGCACUCCAGUGAGAAUUGCGAGCAAUGCGUUCAUGAUGAUGGCCGUGUAUACGCUGCUAUCCCUCUCCCUCGCCUCUGGAGAUGGGAUCCCAUAACCCAGCGUCGUCAACUCACCAAGUUGGGUUGGUUUACGUUUGUCUCGCUCUCCUGGUAUAUCAUCGAAUGUCUGAUGUGGGAUCUAUAUGCCCAUCCAUCAAUCUCCGAGACCUGCAAUGGCUAUUGUCUACAAGCGGAUGCGCCUGAGUUCCCCUUUGUGACUGUGACUAUGCUCUGGCGCUGGUCUCAUCUGGGAUCGCUUUUAGCACCUAUCAUCACCAUCUGCGUGGCUUUCUUCCGUCUCACGGCGCAGCUGCUGGGUAUCUCGGAUGGAUAUGUUGAUGAACCGCCUCAGCUCAGCAACAUUGUCGGCGAGAUCCGCGUGAAUGGUACACCUGUCUCAUUCCCCUGGUUGACGUCUCCGGGUCAGACUGUUGUACCGUCACAAUCAUCUGCGACGCAACAGCCUGUGUGGACUCCUCGCAAUGAGGUUCCACAAAAUGAAGCGCCCAUCCUGUGGGCUGACGAUCGAGUAUCUAUGGAUGAGGAUGAAUAUCUUUGAUUU